Molecule: messenger RNA, 1326 nt
Organism: Anoplopoma fimbria (sablefish)
Lineage: Eukaryota; Metazoa; Chordata; Actinopteri; Perciformes; Anoplopomatidae
Product: solute carrier family 17 member 9-like
Exons: 13
Coding region: 1-1326 (441 amino acids)
Biological process (GO): transmembrane transport
Cellular component (GO): membrane
Molecular function (GO): transmembrane transporter activity
Source: RefSeq, a predicted model, not a curated record
AUGGCAGGAAUAACUGAUGGUUCUUUACUGGUUAUUAAAGUUUAUACAGCUAUUGGUUUGAAAGAAGAGGAGACAGAAGACAAAAACAUAUGGCCAAGACCUCUGGCUCAAAAAUGGACCCUGAUGCUGUUUAUAGGCACGUGCCUCCUGUACUGCGCCAGGAUGGCCAUGCCAAUCUGUGCAGUGUCGAUGGCUACCUCCUUCCACUGGAGCAAGAUCGACUCUGGGCUGGUUCUGGGUGGAUUCUUCUGGGGAUACUGUUUCACACAGAUCCUGGGCGGAUACGUUAGUGACAAGGUGGGAGGAGAGCGUGUCCUGGUUAUCUCUGCAGCCUCGUGGGCUCUGAUCACAGCUGGUACUCCUCUUCUGGCCCACUUAGGUUCCCACACACUUGUUCUCAUGACUAUGGCCAGAUUUCUCUUGGGACUACUGCAAGGUGUUUUUUUCCCGUCUUUGGCCAGCCUUUGCUCACAGCGCGUGGUGGAAGGAGAGAGGGUUUUUUUAAUGAGCACCAUGAACAGCGGUAGCAAUCUUGGAACAUUGCUAGCGGGUGGGAUGGGGUCCCUGAUGCUGGACCAGUACGGCUGGGAGAGCAUGUUCUACAGUAUUGGUUUCCUCGCCGGACUCUGGGCACUCAUUGUUUGGCGUUGUUUAUUAAAAGGUUCAGAAGUUCCCCCCAAGCGAAUGGAAACAAGUUAUGACACACAGUUGAGUUUGUCAAAAAAACACUGGCUGAGUCUUUUUAAGAAGCGGCCUGUCUGGGCCAUGGUGUUUGCUCACAUGUGCAUGUCCAGCACUUUCUAUACGUUAUUGUCGUGGUUGCCAACGUAUUUCAAAGAAUCAUUUCCACACGCCAUGGGAUCUGUGUAUAAUGUAAUUCCGUGGCUUGUUGCAAUUCCAUCAGCACUUGCCGGAGGAUACCUGUCAGGUUUUCUCAUCGACCAAGGAUUUAGUGUUGCAUCGGUGAGGAAGAUAAUGCAGUUCUUCUCCAUGGGCGUAUCGAGUGUGUUUAUAAUGCUUCUGUCUGGAGUCGUCCCAUUUAACAAUGCCGUGUUUUUCGUUUCCGCUUCAAUUGGCCUAUCCACCUUCGGCAGCAGUGGUGUGUCUGUGAAUGUACAAGAUCUCUGCCCAUCAUGUGCUGGUGCCAUCUAUGGUUUUAUGAAUAUGUUGGGCGCUUUCAUGGGACUGGUGAUGGUCUCUGUGUCUGGUUACCUGAUUGAGGUCACGUUGUCGUGGGCCACAGUGUUCUCCCUCAUCACUGUAGUGAAUGUCACAGGCCUCGGGGUUUUCCUCAUCUUUGGAGAAGCUCAUCGUGUCGACCUGUAA